AUGCCUCCGGCCGGCGGUGCCCGCGCGCUGCCCCGCAGCCUGUCCCGCCUGCGCCCGUGCCCCGGCCGCUCCCGCGUGGUGCUGGCGCUCGGGGCCACGCAGAUGGCGCUCGGCUGCCUCAUCGUGGCCGUGAGCUUCGCCGCGCUGGCGCUCACCACCUCGGCCCGCGUCCGCCACUCCUGCCCGUUCUGGGCCGGCUUCUCGGUGCUGCUGUCAGGACUCAUUGGUGUCGUCUCCUGGAAAAGGCCUCUCUCCCUCGUGGUCACCUUUUUCAUGCUGCUGUCCGCCGUGUGCGUGAUGCUGAACUUGGCCGGCUCCAUCCUCUCCUGCCAGAACGCUCAGCUCGUCCGCGCCCUGGGAGCCUGCCAGCUGAUUAAGUUUGACAGCGUGGAGGUGUGCAUCUGCUGUGAGGCGCAGCACCCGGCGGCCGGCUGCAGCAACCUCGGGGAGACGCUGAAGCUGAACCCGCUGCGGGAGGACUGCAACGCCGUGCGGCUGACCCUCAAGGACCUGCUCUUCAGCGUGUGCGCCCUCAACGUCCUCUCCACCAUCGUGUGCGCCCUGGCCACCGCCAUGUGCUGCAUGCAGAUGGUCUCCACCGACAUCCUGCACCUGUUCCUCCCACACAGGGCGCAUCCCACCAGCCCUGCCUGCGUGACCCCGCACGGCACCAUCCUCCACCAGACGCUGGACUUCGAUGAGUUCGUCCCCCCGCUGCCGCCUCCCCCCUACUACCCUCCCGAGUACACCUGCACGCCCACGGCCGAGGCCCACAGGGGCCUCCACCUGGACUUGGCUCCCGCUCCGUUCGGCACCUUGUACAGCGUGGCCAUCAACAGCCCCGGCCUGCUCUACCCCGCGGAGCUGCCCCCGCCCUACGAGGCCGUGGUGGGCCCGGCCCCGCCCAGCCAGGUCCCGAGCACAGACCAGCAGGGGGCCCAGACCAGCUCCCGGGACCCCGACGCCUCUGCCGGCUUCUGCGCCCAAGAGAGCACCAGCCGCCCAGGCUCCCAGGGUGGCACUGCGCCAGGCCCCAGCCACCUGUCCCCCGAUGGCCCCGCGGGGGCCCCGCCACCAGCCCGGCACCCCGGCCUCGCCUCCCCCGGGGACCCCAACGUGGGCACACGGACACCUCCGGGCCCUGGCCGCCUGGCCCGCUCCACCAGCGACCCCACCGCGUGCUCCUCCGGGGCUGCAGUCUCCCGGUCUCGCUCUGCCGUGGCUGCCUGCGCCCGCCGACACCAGCCGUCCCCACCCGGGCACCCCGACACCUGGGAACCGCAGCGGCGCCCGGAGCCCGAGGCCUCGCCUUCGGUCGCCAAACAGCGGCCGCGCUCCGUCGUGGACAGCAAGGCCCACGCGGGCCCCGGGGGCCUGGUGGCUAAGUUUCUGGGGCGCUCCAGCUGCCCCCUCGCCCCGGCAGAGCGCCCCGUGGAGGGGGCCGGCUUCAGCGCGGCCGUGCUGGACCAGGUGUGACCGCCCAGCUGUGGGCGCGGACACGGACAGGCUGGCGUCAGAGGGGCCUGCGGGAGCCGUGCUCGUGGGGGUGGCUGCUGGCCCCUCUCCCAGGGGGAGCCGGUCCAUCGUAUCCUUGGGGGACACACGGCCUGCCCAGCCCAGUCACACCGAGGAGGACCGUCCGUCUCGUGUCCCGUGGGAACCCUGGUCUUGUCAGGCACAUGGGCUCGGACUGACCAGCGGCACAAGCAGCCGGGGGCAGGCGACUGCCGGGUAAUGAGGACGCGAAGUACUUCCCGCCCGGAUCCUCCCGGUCUGGUUCCCAGACGUGGACAGAGGUGGCCCGGAGGAGGAGGCUGCUUUCUCCUGACCUGGCCCCGCUGUGCCCGCGGGCUGAAGGGCACCGUGCCAAUGUGCAAAGGGCAGGCGUGGCAGGGGCUUUGUGGGGAGCCCAUCUCAGCCCUCCCCCCGCGGGGGCCUCGCCCCGGCGCGCUCUC
This is a messenger RNA of Eptesicus fuscus (big brown bat), 1955 nucleotides long. It is a transcript of the gene ENTREP2, whose product is annotated as endosomal transmembrane epsin interactor 2. The coding region runs from base 1 to 1476 and encodes 491 amino acids. The transcript has 10 exons. Lineage: Eukaryota; Metazoa; Chordata; Mammalia; Chiroptera; Vespertilionidae. The record is from RefSeq and is a predicted model, not a curated record. Gene Ontology annotation, cellular component: membrane.